CCCAGGCCCGAGCAGGCGGUGCCGGACUGCGACGCCUCGAGGCCUUGAACGCACCGUCCGGAUCAGCCAGGUCCCGGCAGCUGGGGUCUCCCCUCAGCCUUUGAGCGGCCAUGUCCAACCCCAGCGCCCCCCCUCCCUAUGAAGACCGCAAUCCCCUCUAUCCUCCGCCUCAUGGGGGCUACGGGCAGCCUUCUGUCCUGCCUGGCGGGUACCCUGCCUACCCUGCCUACCCACAGCCUGGCUUUGGUCACCCUGGUGGCUACCCACAACCUAUGCCCCCCAUCCACCCGAUGCCCAUGCACUAUGGCCCGGGCUAUGAUGUCGAGGAGAGAGCAGUGAGUGACAGCUUCGGAGGUGGAGAAUGGGAUGACAGGAAAGUCCGACACACCUUCAUUCGAAAGGUUUACAGCAUCAUCUCCGUCCAGCUGCUCAUCACAGUGGCCAUCAUCGCUGUCUUCACCUUUGUGAAGCCAGUUGGCGAGUUUGUGAGGAGAAAUGUGGCUAUCUACUACGUGUCCUAUGGUGUCUUCCUGGCUACCUACCUGACCCUUCUCUGCUGCCAGGGACCCAGACGCCGUUUCCCAUGGAACAUCAUCCUGCUGACCAUCUUUACUCUUGCCAUGGGCUUCAUGACCGGCACCAUUUCCAGUAUGUAUCAAACCAAAGCCGUCAUUCUUGCAAUGAUCAUCACUGCUGUGGUGUCCAUUUCAGUCACCAUCUUCUGCUUCCAGACCAAGGUGGACUUCACCUCGUGUACAGGCCUCUUCUGUGUCCUGGGAAUUGUGAUGACAGUGACUGGGAUUGUCACUGCCAUUGUGCUGUCCUUCAAAUAUAUUUACUGGCUGCAUAUGCUCUAUGCUGCUCUGGGGGCCAUAGGCUUCACCUUGUUCCUGGCUUACGACACGCAGCUGGUCCUGGGGAACCGGAAGCACACCAUCAGCCCAGAGGACUACAUCACUGGCGCCCUGCAGAUCUACACGGACAUCAUCUAUAUCUUCACCUUUGUGCUGCAGCUGUUGCGGAGUUGGGAUUAAAGAGCAUCCCCGGUUCUGCUCCACCCGUGGCUCUCCCAUCUCUAGAGGGCUGGGCCACAGACCCCUUUCCUUCCCCUCAAGUAAUAUACCCAGUAUCCUUUCUGUCCUGGGGUGCAUGGCCUCUCUAGCUGUAGAUGUGUGGGUACCACCUGGUGGGGCUGGAGGAACUGGGGACUAACUCUUGCCCUUGAUGGACUUGGCAAGGACUAGGCUGAAGAUGUGCCUUCUCCCUUCACCCACUGUGUGGCACCAAAUUCUUAUCUGCGGGGGUUAGAGGCAGAAAGGAUGAAAAGAGCUUAUUUUGUAACUAAGAGGGACUAUGGAGUGAGAAGUGACUUCAAGGUAUGAGGUUCCCUCUCCCACCUUUGCCACAGGCUUCUGGGCUAGGUAGCUGGAGCUCGUCCUCCCUCAACCCCUAACAGCCAAAGAGUUUUGUCCCUAGCCUGCUGGACUCUUAGGCCAUUAUUCUGUAUUCCUUUGGCAAACCUUGUCACUUCCCAGCUCGGAGGUAUAAGAGAUCUGUGCCGUGGGUCCCCCUGCUUCCAAUUCUCUUUUGACUACAUGUCUAUCUGUGUUGGGGGUGGGGGAGGAAGAGGAGAGCAAGUAAAGUCAAGCACAGGGGCCAGUACAGAGCAGCAUCUACCCUGGACUUCCUCAAGGCUGUGGUGGUGGUGGACAGCAGGCCCAUUUGCAGCCAUCUGGUCCCCAUGCUCCAAAGCUGCCUGGAGGGCCUCCCUGGUGCUUGAGAUCUCUGGCCAGAGGGACCCCUUGCUUUCCAUGCUCAGGCUGCUCAAGGCAGAAAGUGAGGGGCAACGGUCAGGUGACGGGGUGGUUUGUAGGAUCAUAAGCGUGGCCAGGAAGUGAAGAUGAAGAAAUUGGGU
This is a messenger RNA of Molossus molossus (Pallas's mastiff bat), 1915 nucleotides long. RefSeq names its product transmembrane BAX inhibitor motif containing 1 (gene TMBIM1). The transcript has 12 exons. Gene Ontology annotation, biological process: negative regulation of apoptotic signaling pathway. Bases 111 to 1034 code for a protein of 307 amino acids. NCBI's taxonomy places the organism in Eukaryota, Metazoa, Chordata, Mammalia, Chiroptera, Molossidae. Gene Ontology annotation, cellular component: membrane; endoplasmic reticulum; Golgi apparatus. The record is from RefSeq and is a predicted model, not a curated record.